AUGAAGUUUAAGCUACGUAAUCAAUAUAUCAGACAACAGAUGACAUCAGAAGUAUUCAACAGCAGUGGAUUGAUGGGCACUAUGCCCAAGAGAGUGAUUAUGCAAGCCGAAUAUUUCUGGGCUCAGGACCACGCCGCUGUCACUGGACCCAAAUCCCAAAUUGGGACAACAUUGAGCGGGAUGGCCCAAGGCCUGCUGAAUGCAGCAACAGAGACUGUGGGCACUGCGGCGCGUUUGAUAAACAGAUUCUGGAGAAGGUUUGCCUCUAAGGUUGCUGCAAGCCUUGGUAUACCAGGGGAGUUACAUGCUGUAUCACUACUGUACCAUACUACCAUCACUGAUCAGCAAUCAGCGACAUCACUUGCAUAUCUAUAA
Molecule: messenger RNA, 375 nt
Organism: Suillus discolor
Lineage: Eukaryota; Fungi; Basidiomycota; Agaricomycetes; Boletales; Suillaceae
Exons: 5
Coding region: 1-375 (124 amino acids)
Source: RefSeq, a predicted model, not a curated record